This is a messenger RNA of Musa acuminata AAA Group (dessert banana), 891 nucleotides long. RefSeq lists its product as uncharacterized. Bases 134 to 769 code for a protein of 211 amino acids. The record is from RefSeq and is a predicted model, not a curated record. Lineage: Eukaryota; Viridiplantae; Streptophyta; Magnoliopsida; Zingiberales; Musaceae. The transcript has a single exon.
CUCUCUAUCUGCCUCUCGCUCUUCCCCCCUCCAUUGGCACUUGGAAUUGAGGUAGUAAAGCAAUAGCUUGAUCUGCCAAAAUAUUGACUUCUUCGGGCCGAAGACUUGGUUUCUUGGUUGCAGGGAGUCGGGCAUGGAGUUUUUCGAGGGAGCGAGCACAGUCCGCCUGCGAAGCAUCCACAACACGUACCUUGUGGCGGACGAAUACUCGCAGCACGUGAGGCUCGAUCGAGACGGCUCCUGUAGCGGUGCCCGGUGGACCGUCGAGAUCUUCACCUACAUUGGCGACCGGCGCCGGCUCCGCCUUAGGAGCUUCUACGGCCGCUACCUCGCUGCUCACCGCACGGAGACCGCCUUCCUCAACCUCACCGGCAAGAAGGUGUUCCAGGAGGCGCCCCUUUGCUUCGGCCCUCGCGUCAACUGGCUGCCGCUCCGCGACGGCUGCCGCGUCCGGCUCAAGUGCGUCUUCGACCAGUUCCUCCGGGCCAAGGCUGGCCCCCCGCCGUGGCGCAAUUCGGUGACGGUCGACACCCCGUCGUUCCCCUACACCCGAUAUUGGAUUCUGUGGGACGUCGAAUUACUCGAGACGCCGGCACACCCGCCGGUCUCCCCGGUUCACAUAUGCGGCGGUGCCUCCUACUCCUCCUCCACAGUGGCCAGCGACGCAGCUGCUGCCUCCUCCAUCGUACGCAUUCCAUUCUGCUUCUUGGAUCUUGGAUGUUCUCGACUGCCAUUUAUCGUGUGGUUUGAUGCUGUUCUUGACAUGUGAUGUUGUCAUGUCGUAUCAGACUAUCCAAUACAAGGUAGCAGAUGAUGCUGGUAACGUGGACGAGAGCAGUGGCCGGCGAACGUUGACUUUUGCUGCUGGAGGGAGCAUCGGCAUGCUGAAGA